GCCGCCAUGCGCCGCCCGUGGAAGCACCCGACGCCGGCCUCCGUCCGCCACCACGGCGCCGCCGACCUCUGGCUCCGGGAGACCGGCCUCCUCCUACCCCGCCGCUUCGCCCGCCGCGCGGCGGCCUCCGAGGACCUGGUAAUGCGCCUGCAGAUUCACAGGAAGCUUAACAGGCAUACAGGCUGCGUGAACACGGUAGGCUUCAAUGCAGACGGUGACACCCUCAUAUCGGGGUCUGAUGACCAGAUGGUCAUGCUGUGGAACUGGGACACUGGUGCGGUCAAAUUGCAGUUCCACUCAGGUCAUAGUGACAAUGUAUUCCAAGCCCGGUUCAUGCCAUACACGGAUGAUCAAACCAUUGUCACUUGUGCUGCUGAUGGAGAGGUGAGACUUGCCAAGGUAGCGGAUGGUGGGGAUGUACCUACUACAUUGCUGGGUGACCAUGAUGGAAGGGCUCAUAAAUUGGCUAUUGAGCCUGGCAGCCCUUAUAUUUUUUAUAGCUGUGGCGAAGAUGGGCUUGUUCAGCAUUUUGAUUUGAGGACAAAUACAGCCACAAAUUUAUUUCUGUGCAGAAACUCUUUGAGUAAAUCGGGACUCUCUUCCAGUAUCCAUCUUAAUGCAAUUACAAUAGAUCCAAGGAAUCCAAAUCUUCUUGCAGUUGGAGGAAGUAAUUGUUAUGCUCGUGUGUAUGACAUCCGCAAGUACAAAUGGGAUGGAUCAUCUGAUUUUGGUUGCCCAUCUGACUGCUACUGUCCACCACAUCUUAUUGACAAUUGGUCUGUUGGAAUAACAGGGUUAGCGUUCUCUCACCAGAGUGAAUUGCUUAUAUCUUACAAUGAUGAGAAUAUUUAUCUUUUCUCUAAAAAUGGAGGGCUGGGACCUGACCCAAAGUCAUCUAACAAGAUUGAGGCUAACAAAGGGUCCAAAUCAACAAUGGUUGCAUCCGAAGGGGAUGUUGACCAACCUGCACCACCACAGAUGUAUGCUGGACAUCGCAAUUGUGAGACCGUCAAGGGUGUGACAUUCAUCGGGCCAAAUCAUGAAUAUGUUGCCAGUGGGUCAGAUUGUGGUCGAUUAUUUAUAUGGAGAAAGAGAGAUGGGAAACUUUUACGAGCAAUGGAGGGUGAUGAAUGUGUUGUAAACUGUAUCGAGCCCCAUCCGCACACUAUGACAAUUGCAAGCAGUGGAAUUGAUAAUGAUGUAAAGAUAUGGACUCCCACUGCCACUGAGCGUGCACCGGUGGUAAAUGUUGAGGAGCUUAAGCCUCGUAAAAGAAGAACAAAGCUCUGGGACUUGACUCUACCAGAGCAAUUGAUCUGGCAAGUCCUGGCAUCACGACGCAGACGGGAAUCAGCUGGAGAUGAUUCGUCUGAGGAUCUUGAAGGCAGCGCAGGAUUGCUUAAUCUUGUUCUCCGAGCUGCAGAGAGAGAUGUGCUGUCUGAUGAGGAUGAGGAUGAGGAUGAAGAAACCUCCGAGGACUCUGGCGACUCUAGUCUCAACUGAUCCGUUGCCCAACCCUGGAGGCAUUGCUGAAUUGUACAUACACAGUGAUAUUUUAUCCUGUUUUCAUGGACGGUAUAACAGCCGCAUGCGUGUUUUUUCAGUCGGCGGUGUAUGAGAGUGCCAGAUUUUCCUGAUCUCUCCGUCAUGUUAUAUUGGACAUAAUGGUAUGUAGAAAAACACUACAAUGUAAAAAUGAAAAGAAAACUCAGAUUCUAGUCAA
Molecule: messenger RNA, 1723 nt
Organism: Oryza brachyantha (malo sina)
Lineage: Eukaryota; Viridiplantae; Streptophyta; Magnoliopsida; Poales; Poaceae
Product: DDB1- and CUL4-associated factor 8
Exons: 5
Coding region: 7-1503 (498 amino acids)
Cellular component (GO): cytoplasm; Cul4-RING E3 ubiquitin ligase complex
Molecular function (GO): protein binding
Source: RefSeq, a predicted model, not a curated record